This is a messenger RNA of Closterium sp. Yama58-4, 3624 nucleotides long. NCBI's taxonomy places the organism in Eukaryota, Viridiplantae, Streptophyta, Zygnematophyceae, Desmidiales, Closteriaceae. The record is from the annotation of a GenBank genome assembly.
AUGGCCACGCCAAUCUGGCCGUCAGAUGAAGGAGACAUAAAAAUUCAAGGAGUUCCCUUGUUUGAUGACCGAGUGUGGGAGGCAUUCGGUGCGGAAGAGCCGACCGCGCAGCUCGACGCUGUACACAAUUCCACAUUCGGCAUGUCGCCGACCGAAAGCGGAAAAUCCGAAGUUUUUCUCCCCGGUACCCCGACCGACACGUCUGCCUCGAGAGCCUCUGGCAUCGCUCAAUCUCGCGACCAGCUCCCUCAAGAAAUCGACGAACGCGCCCUCACGGAAGUUCCGCAAUUCACGGGUGAUGAUUUCACCCUCAUGGAGCUGAACGACGUGGUUGGCGGAAGUGCAGGCGACCAUCUGGCUGCCAGCGGCCCGUGCGACGGCGACCAUCUGGCUGGGCCGUGCGACAUGGAUGGCGACCUUUUGCAGGGAGACGACGUUCUCGGCGCGUCGUGGGAUGCGUGCGACCACACCGGCAAUCUCGAGGCAAUUCUUAGUUUUCUCUUAAUUUCAAAAGAAAAAGCGACCCGUAUCGCUCAUUCCCAUCCUACUCCAUUGUGGCACAUGUUCGUGUCGCGCCGCAUCAGAUCCUCGUACCAGUUCGCGAAGCCCUCCCAGUCCGGCGCUGCGACAGGCCAGCAUUCCGCACAGCCCUCCAUUGCGGGAAUCCUCUCCCACAUGCACCCUUCCGCGGCCUCCGCUGUACCGGCGGACGCGGGAAAGCUGCUCUGGGAGGGCUCGGCUGCGGAAUCCAAAGCCGCGCGUCGACGCGGAGAAUGCGAAUUCGAGGAGCGCCGCGGCGAAGGCGACGGCGAGAACGCGAAUUUCGCGAGAUUCGCGACGCUUCCAGCUGCGGAUGUGGCGGAGGCGACGGAGGGAGGUGGCACGGAGAGAGCGAACGGGCUGUGCGAUUCUGUGCUUCGGUCGCCAUCGCCUCUGCGCGACAGCAUUCCGCAACUCCUGUCGCUUCUGCAGGCCACGCGGGAUGCUGUGGCACGCACCAAGAGCACAGGCAAUGACACUCCUCCCCGUUCCACGCCCAUUUCAUCCCACGCCACUCCUGCCCCUGACCAGUCCACCUCUACUCCCGUCACCACCUCUACUCCCGUCACCACUUCUACUCCCCUUCGAAGCAUCCGCCCGUCACCGCUGCGCCGAGUCCCCUCGUCACCCGCCUUCUCCCCCGCCGCUCCCGCCACCACCUCGUCCCCGUCGCCCUCUAAUCCCCGCGCCUUCCCGCCCGCCCCUCCCACCCAUCGCACCGUCCCGUACCCCUCCCAACCGGGCCUCUCAUUCCCGCUUAGCCCCUCUCCUUUCCCCGCGCCCGCGCCCGCGCCAACCGCGCAGCGCGGGCCGCCGCCCUAUCCGCGCCUGCCUUUCUUCCCCAACUACCACCAGGCCUAUCCCGCAGCCGCCCUUCCCCUUCCUCCCAUGCCCGCGAGCUUCCUGGCUGGCGCUGCUUCCGCCGCGGCCUCUCCUAGCAGUGCUGCCGCCGCUGGCGCCACUGGUGCUGCUUUUAGCGCUGCUGGCGAGGCUGUGGGUGCUGGUGCUGCUAGCGCAUCAGCCGCUGCCGCGUCUGGAGCAGCGAAUGCUGCGGCGAAGGUGUCAACGCCGGGCUGGAUCCCUGCAUCUGCUGCAGUGAACGCACCCAUCGGCGCAACCAUCAGCGCACCCACCACCGCACCCACCAGUGCACCCACCACCGCACCCACCAGUGCACCCACCACCGCACCCACCAGCGCAGCCAUAGAAGCAUCGUCAGCGAUUGCUGCUCGUAUGGCUGCCCUUGGCCCUCUGCCUCCUCACAUGCCUGCUCGCGCUCUCAUGCCCUUCCCUGGCGGCCCCAUGCCGGCACCCGCGCUCUUCCCAGGAGGCAGCAUGCAGCAGCAGAAGCAGCCAUUGAACCUGCACCGAACGAGUGAGACGAGACCACAAUCUGCUGUACGAGUGAAGGAAGAAGCAGGCAGGGACGACACGACCCGCAGCAGUGCCAACAUCAGCAGCAACAGCCACACGUCUGCAGGCGCUGUUGGCGGCGCAUCAGGCAGCACGCCAUCUUCUGCUGUUGCUGGCGCUGUUGCUGGCGCAGCAGGUGAUGCAUCGGCGCCAUCUGCAGCUGUCGCCACCACCAUACGUGUCACUUCAAAUCCGGGUGAACCUGUUCAGGCUGAUGCCUCACUCCCUUUUUCCCCAGCAGCACCUGCAGCUGCAGUAACGGAAUCAAGUGAAAACCGAAUCGGACAUGGCUGUAGCGAGGGAAAGAGGGCCCGUGAGGCACAGCAGGAGGCGGAGGCUGGUGAAACGGACGCAGUUGAACAGGUGCGAGGCAAACGUCUCAAGGCUGCAGAGGAGACUGUGAGGCGCGAGCCUGAAGGCGAAGCUAAGGCAGAGGAUGCGACUAUGGAAGACACAGCGGUGAAAGUGCAGCAGGACGGGUCUCAGGCGAAGGGGCUCUCACUGCAAUCUGCUGCUUUUUGUGGCAAUGCAGCAACAAGGGUGUCAGCAGGAGGGGCAGGGUCAGCAGUUGAGAGGGCUGGUUCAAUGGAGUGCGGGGAUGCAGGCGAAGAUGUCGAGUCUGCUGCCUUGGGCCAGCUCUACUCUACCAUUUCUCAGCUCGACCCCACCACCCGUGACUGCAUUCGCAGUGCUCUCCUGCGCCUAGCCACCAGCGCUCAAGCCCUGCCUUCUGCUGACGAAGCCGCCAACCCCGCAUCCACCAAUACACCAAACCGCACCACUCAAACAGGCCAGGAGGCUUCGAAUCCCACUCCCACUGCAGAUGCUGCUUCCCCUGUCACCCCUGUCACUGCCAGUGGCAAGCAACAGCAACAGCAUCAACCGGACACGCAGCAACAGCACCUGGAGAAGCAAGAACCCGGACAGCAGCAUGGCCCUUCAAAAGCCCACUCCAACACCCAUGCUCCUGACUCCAACGCAGUCGACCGUGCGAUCGCCAAGCUGCUCUUCAUGGCGCCACCCACCCCAGCAUCUACCCACUCCUUCCCCGCUUCCACCAGCUCCUUCCCUCUCUCAUCCCCUUCCUCCUCUCAAUCCACCCACCCAGCUGCCUCAGCCUCUCACGCAUCAUCCCAUUCGCACGCAGCCUCGACUCUCCUCGUGCACUCGCACUCCGCCACCUCCCUCACUGCCUCCUUCUGCUCCUCCGCUACCCCCACCUCCAUCCCGCAAUCCGCAUCCACACCCCAUGCUCACGCAACCAGCUCGUUGCACCUUCCGCCCCUCGCUCCUCCUCCGCCACCUCCUGUUGCUGCUCUCCCUCACGCCCCUCACACCAGCUCCUCUCAAUCAUCUCGAGCAGCAUUCCCUGCCGUGCCUCCCUCCUUUCCUGUCAUGCUGCAACCGUCACCUACCCAUCCUGCAAUCCGCCUCUCCCCACACGCCCCCCAUCACUCUAAUAUGUUUCCUUACACUGCUUGCUUCUUACCCUGCUGCUCUGCUCCAGAUGCCCUCUCCUAUCCCCAGCACCAAAACCCCUCCCAUCCUUCCUCACUCCAUCCCUACGCCACACCUCCCCAACAUGCUCAUCUCGUUCCAGUCGCUUCUGCUGGGCCUCGAAAUUGGAUGACAUGGCAUGGCCAGAGCCAUGCAGCUGCGAGAUGUGGGUAA